AUGAAAGAUGAAGAUCCUCUGAAGCACCUAGAAACGUUUGAUCGGAUAUGUGCUUUGCAAAAGAUCAACAACGUGACAGAAGAUGGUCUCAAACUGAGAUUGUUCCCAUUUUCCUUGGGAGGAAAGGCUCUAGCUUGGGAAUCAUCAAUCCAACCGGGAACAGUCACGACAUGGGAGCAAUGCAAACACGCAUUUUUGGCCAAGUUCUUCCCGACUUCACGUACAGCUCAGUUGCGGAAUGAGAUUGCGAGUUUCAGUCAACCAACGGGUGAAACAUUUGCUGAGGCUUAUGAGCGUUUCAAUGGUUAUCAAAUGAGGUGUCCACACCAUGGCUUCUCCAAAGAGAACCUCCUAAGUCUCAUCCUCGUCGAGAAUAUUGCGCUUGGUGAUGGGAAAUUAUCUGAGGAGUAUGACCGCAAUGACAGAGGAAACUCAGUCCAAGAUGAAGACACAGAAAAGAGCUCAAGACCCUGA
Molecule: messenger RNA, 474 nt
Organism: Microthlaspi erraticum
Lineage: Eukaryota; Viridiplantae; Streptophyta; Magnoliopsida; Brassicales; Brassicaceae
Source: the annotation of a GenBank genome assembly